AUGAACCACUUCCAGACCAUCCUGCCUCGGGUCCGGAUGCUGCUGGCCGGCCAUCUGCCGAGCCAGGCCCGGGCCCUCCUGGACAGCAUGUUGGAAAGGGAGCUCCUCUCCAGGGAGUACCACUGCGCUCUGCUCCACGAGUCUGACGGCGAGGCCCUGGCCAGGAAGAUCUCCUUGACCCUGCUGGAGAAAGGAGACCCAGGCUUGGCCCUCUUGAGGUGGGCAUGGGGUACGUGGCAGGCCCCGCUGGCCGAGAGGGACCCCGACGACAAGGACCGUGCCGGCAGUGGGCAGUGUGCCGCCAUGGAGUUGGGGCCUCUAGAAGGCGGCUACCUGGAGCUUCUCAACAGCAAUGCUGACCCCCUGCAGCUCUAUCACUUCUGUGACCAGAUGGACCCGGCUAGAGAAGAGAUUGAGCUCUGCUCAGAACCCGACAUGGACACCAUCAACUGCGAGCAGUUCAGCAGACUGUUGUGUGACAUGGAAGGUGAUGAAGAGACCAGGGAGGCUUAUGCCAAUAUCGCGGAACUGGACCAGUACGUGUUCCAGGACUCACAACUGGAGGGUUUGAGCAAAGGCAUUUUCAUCGAGCAUAUAGGAUUGGAAGAAGUGAUCGGCGAGAGUGUGGAGACGCUGGAGGAAAAGAAAAGCCAGAAAAGAUCCUUCCCAGAGGAGCUGCCCAUGGACUCGAAGCACAGGAAGCUGGCUGAGCCCCUCGCUGUGCCCAUGGUGACUGGCACUUUCCUGGUGGGGUCCGUGAGUGACUCCUCAGCUCUGCCCUGCCUGUCACCCCCUGCUGUGUUCAACAAGGAGCCAGCAUCCAGCCAGAGGUGGCUGGAAGAGACCAUCCUGAUGCCUGUGCCCCCUUCCAGUUCCUUGCUGAGCUGCCUGAGCCUUUCUGCUGGACACGUCCAGAUCGUCCCCACUCUGCCCCAGGGGCUCUGGCAAAUCUCAGGGGCUGGGACAGGGGUAUCUGGUAUGGUCAUCUAUCAAGGUGAGGUGCCCCAGGCCAGCCAGGUGCUUCCUUCCAGCAGCCCCGCCAUACACAGCCUCCCCAAAUCCCCAGAACGGCCCGGCUCCACCAGCCCCUUUGCCCCGUCUGCCGCUGACCUCCCCGGAAUGCCGGAACCAGCUCUGACCUCCCGUGCAGAUGUGACAGAGGAGCAGAUGUCCCCUACCCGAUCCCCGGCAGCUCACGAGGUCUCCGGCCAGCUCCCCAAAUGGCCUGAGCGGGUGGAGAAGUUCUGCAGCGCCCUUCGGGACAUGUACCAGGCUGAGCCCGCAGGCCCGGAAGGCAUCCUGGUGGAGGUGGAACUGGUGAGGGCGCGGCUGGAAAGGAGCAGCAGCAAAAGCCAGGAGAGGGAGCUGGCCACCCCGGACUGGGCAGAGCGGCAGCCGGCCCGCGGGGGCCUGGCCGAGGUGCUGCUGGCGGGGGGUGACCGCCGGCGGCCGCGGGAGACGCAGGUGAUCGCUGUGCUGGGUAAAGCGGGGCAGGGGAAGAGUCGCUGGGCCCGGGAAGCGAGCCGGGCCUGGGCCCGCGGCCAGCUGCCCCAGUACGACUUCGUCUUCUACCUCCCCUGCCACUGUUCGGACCGUGGGGGGGACACCUACCGCCUGCAGGAUCUGCUGUUCUCCCUGGGCCCCCGGCCGCUGCCGGUGGACGAUGAGGUCUUCAGCUACGUCUGGAGGAGGCCCGACCGGGUUCUGCUCAUCCUGGAUGCCUCCGAGGGCCUCGAAGGCCAAGACGGCCUCCUGCACAGCGCAUGUGGACCCGUGUGCACAGAGCCCCACUCCGUCCGGGGACUGCUGGCGGGCCUCUUCCAGCGUAAGCUGCUGCGGGGCUGCACCCUGCUGCUCACGGCCCGGCCCCGGGGCCGCCUGGCCCAGAGCCUGAGCAAGGCCGACGCUCUGUUCGAGGUGGCCGGCUUCUCAGCCGAGCAGGCCAAGACCUACCUGACGCGCUACUUGGAGCGUGCAGGGGCGACCGAGCGCCAAGAGAGAGCCCUGGAACUCCUCCAGGGUCAGCCUUUCCUCCUCAGCCACUGCCACAGCCCCGCUUUGUGCCGGGCUGUGGGCCAGCUGUCCGAGGCCCUCCUGGAGCUGGGGGGCGAGACGGAGCUGCCCUCCACGCUCACGGGACUCUACGUGGGCCUGCUCGGCCCUGCCGCCCGCGACAGCCCCCCGGGGGCCCUGGCGGGACUGGCCAGGCUGGCCUGGGAGCUGGGCCGCAGACGCCGGGGCACCUUGCUGGAGAGCCAGUUCCCGUCGGCGGAGGCGAGGGCCUGGGCCGUGGCCAAGGGCUUGGUGCAGCCCGCCCCAGGGGCCGCGGCGGUGGGGCUGGCCUUCUCCAGCUUCCUUCUGCAGUGCUUCCUGGGGGCCGUGUGGCUGGCCCUGAGCAGCGACAUCAAGGACAAGGAGCUGCCGCAGUACUUGGCGUUGACCCCGAGGAAGAAGAGGCCCUACGACAACUGGCUGGAGGGCGCGCCGCGGUUCCUGGCGGGGCUGGUUUUCCAGCCGCACGCCGACUGCCUCGGGGCCCUGGCGGGACCUGCUGCGGCCACCCUGAAGGACAGGAAGCAGAAAGUGCUCACCAGGUACCUGAAGCGGCUGCAGCCGGGGACGCUGCGGGCCGGACAGCUGCUGGAGCUGCUGCACUGCACCCGUGAGACUUUGGACGCUGGGCUCUGGCAGCACGUGGUGCAGGGGCUCCCCGGCCGCCUCUCCUUCGUGGGCACCCGGCUCACGCCUCCCCACACCUAUGUCCUGGGCAGCGCCUUGGAGGCGGCGGGCCGAGACUUCUCCCUGGACCUCUGCAGCACUGGCAUUGACCCCCCUGGACUGGGGAGCCUCGUGGGACUCAGCUGCGUCACCCAUUUCAGGGCUGCGCUGAGUGACAUGGUGGGGCUGUGGGAGUCUCUACAGCAGCGUGGGGAGGCCAAGCUGCUCCGGGCGGUGGAGGAGAAGUUCACCAUCGAGCCUUUCAAGGCCAAGUCCGUGAAGGAUGUGGAAGAUCUGGGCAACCUCGUGCAGAUCCAGAGGACAAGAAGUUCUUCAGAAGAUACGGCUGGAGAACUCCCUGCGGUCCGGGAUCUAAAGAAGCUCGAGUUCGCGCUGGGCCCCGUCUCAGGCCCCCAGGCUUUUCCCAAGCUGGUGAGGAUCCUCGAGGCCUUUUCCUCCCUUCAGCAUCUGGACCUGGACUCUCUGAGCGAGAACAAGAUUGGCGACGAGGGUGUCGAGCAGCUGUCGGCCACCUUUCCGCGGCUCAAGGCCUUGGAGACCCUCAACUUUAAACAAAACAAUGUGGGAGAGGUAGGGGAGGUCAGAUUGAGCAGGGAGGCCCUCGUAGUCUCAGCCCAGAAGCUACUUCGGCUAAACCUAUACAACAACUGCAUCUGUGAUAUGGGAGCCGAGAGCCUGGCGCACGUGCUUCCAGACAUGGGGUCCCUCCGGGUGCUGGAUGUCCAGUAUAACAAGUUCACAGCCGCCGGGGCCCAGCAGCUGGCCGCCAGCCUGAGAAAGUGCCCUCACGUGGAGACGCUGGCGAUGUGGACGCCCACCAUCCCGUUUGGCGUCCACGAACACCUACAGCAGCUGGAUUCGCGGAUCAGCCUGAAGUGACCUCCGCGAUGCCCGGGACAAGCAUGUUCUCUGAGGACGCCGACCACGCUGGACCUUGAACUGGUUGUUUGUGGACGCGGUGCU
This is a messenger RNA of Puma concolor (puma), 3702 nucleotides long. The record is from RefSeq and is a predicted model, not a curated record. NCBI's taxonomy places the organism in Eukaryota, Metazoa, Chordata, Mammalia, Carnivora, Felidae.